GACCUGAAGAGUCGACACUCAUUUAAGGUCCACACUUACUCCAGUCCCACCUUCUGCGAUCACUGUGGCUCGCUGCUCUACGGACUCAUACACCAGGGCAUGAAAUGUGGCUCCAGAGGGGAUCCGCAAGUGCAGGGGAUGUCCAGUGUCCAGUGUCCAGUGUCCAGAUGGGGGUGGCCAGGGGUGGCAAGGGCCAUCCUUAAAAUAUGAUUAGCUACCCCAGGUUGUGACAUGAACGUCCAUCGGCGGUGUGAAACAAGUGUUCCCAGUCUCUGCGGCCAAGACCACACAGAGAAGAGAGGGAGGAUCCACCUGGUCAUCAAAGGGGAGUCAGAAGAUGUCUACGUCACAGUGCGGGAGGCUCGUAACCUGAUGCCCAUGGAUCCAAACGGCCUCUCAGACCCAUAUGUUAAGCUGAAAUUGAUUCCAGACCCAAAGAGCCACAGCAAACAGAAGACCAAGACCAUCCGCUCAACUCUUAAUCCUGUCUGGAAUGAGAGUUUCACCUUCUCCGUGCGGGGUCACCAGUGGGACAGACGGCUGUCGGUGGAGGUGUGGGACUGGAGCCGCACAUCCAGGAACGACUUCAUGGGAGCGCUAUCAUUCGGAGUGAGCGAGAUCUUCAGGCGUCCCAUCAGCGGCUGGUUCAAACUGCUGGCUCAGGAUGAGGGAGAAUACUACAACAUCCCUGUGCCCGACCCGGACCUGCAGGAGCCUAUGCCAGAUGCCGCAACCCCCACUUUGCCUCAGCAGAUACCUGUCCCGUUGUCCGAAGGCUUCCCUGUGGCCCUGUCCCCCACACCUGUGCCAUCCUGCCCACCUGUCCACAUACCGGGUCCCGCCAACGUAAAAGUGGGCAUCCACGACUUCAACUUCCUCAUGGUGCUUGGCAAAGGCAGCUUUGGCAAGGUGGUGCUGGCAGAGGAGCGAGGCAGCGAGCGACUGUUCGCCGUCAAAGUGUUAAAGAAAGAUGUUCUCUUCCAGGACGAGGACACGGAGAGCGCCCUGGUGGAGAGGAGAGUUCUGGCCCUUUCCUCUCGCCCUCACUUCCUCACAUCGCUGUAUUGCGCCUUCCAGACUGAGGACCGUCUGUAUUAUGUGAUGGAGUAUGUCAACGGAGGAGACCUGAUGUUCCACAUUCAGAUAGUCGGCAAGUUCAAAGAGCCUCACGCAGCGUUUUAUGCAGCAGAGGUAGCGGUCGGUCUCUUCUUCCUCCACAGCAAAGGCAUCAUCUACAGGGAUCUGAAGCUCGAUAAUGUGCUGCUCGACAGCGAGGGCCACAUAAAGAUAGCCGACUUCGGGAUGUGCAGGGAGGGGAUGUUUGAAGACGACACCACACGCACAUUCUGUGGCACCCCGGACUACAUCGCCCCUGAGAUUGUGGCAUAUCAGCCCUAUGAUAAAGCAGUAGACUGGUGGUCCUAUGGAGUACUGCUGUAUGAAAUGCUGGCAGGACAGCCACCGUUUGAUGGUAUAGACGAGGAGGAGCUGUUUCAGUCCAUCAUGGAGCAGUGUGUCUCUUACCCGAAGAGUCUCUCUCGUGAAGCCGUCGCUAUCUGCAAGGGACUUCUAACGAAGCACCCGGCCAAGCGUCUGGGUGGAGCAGCAGACGCAGAGAGAGAGAUCAGGGAACAUCCAUUCUUUCGCUGGAUUGACUGGGACCGUCUGGAGAGACUGGAGCUCCCGACACCCUUCAUACCCAGAACUGGCGGGAAAAAGGGUGAAAAUUUCGACAAGUUCUUCACAGCAGCUCCGUCUGCACUCACUCCAUCCGACCCGGAUAUACUUGCGGCUAUAGCCCAGGAAGACUUCGAGGGCUUCUCCUUCCAGAACCCAGACUUUGCUCCUUCACCUCUGACAGCGGUUUGAAAACGGCUCCAACACGCUCUGAACGCACCUGAAUCACCCUGUCGUCUCCUUGAUAGUAGUUUUAUAACAAAGAAUCUGAACAUGACACCUCUCAUAACCAAAUUCUGUUUACAUGACAAUGCCAAGACACCUUUCUAUUCAUGCACUCUCUUUGAUGUAUGUAUUUUACCUUGAUAGUCACAGAAUAUGUUGCAAACAAAGCCAGUAUCAUUCUGUAGAUCUGCAUCCUAGAGUUUUUUUGUAAGACAUUCCUUAACUUGAUAGAGUGAUUGAAGAGUACUGUAGUAUGAACCUGGUUUAUGAAUCUCUUUGCAUGCAAUGUUUGUAGAAUGAAAUGCUCUGACACAUUAGUUUUCUAUAGCAUAGAAUAUCCAGGGUGAUAUAAACGUAUCACAAGGCAAUUGAUUUAUUUAAAACCCUGUCCUGUACUUUAAAUCCCCAGAAGUCAGGUUUCUCUCAUAUAUUCCGAGUCACUUUUUAAUCAUUUGCAGCUCCAACACGUGACUAUGAAUGUUUCCUAGCAGGUUUGUUCCAGUGUAACAGUGAAUUUCUACAUAGUAGAGUGAUUCAUCAACAAGCAAGUCAGUUAGUAGCCUUUUUUUGUAUCAGACUAGCAGUUCAGUCACGUUUCUAUGGCCUGGUCUGACCUCCCAUUUUAACGUCACACCAGUGGCCCCAGAUGACCUGCUGAGAGCAUGAAACAACAACGGCCUGCACGGUUAAUGUGACCGUCAAUGUAGGCUGCAGUGCUGCCCCACAGCUCGGGCCCACUCUGCUGCACUCUAUUAUCACAUUACUGCCUCAGAUUGAGCUGCAUCUUUUUACUCACAUUUUACUAUUUCCUCUGUAGUUCUCGAGCAAGCUGUGAAAUUCCAUCUACAUUGUAAUGAGCUGAAAUAAUGCUCUGUAAUGAAUCCCAGCUCCGCACUGAAAGUGUUUCUGCAGCCUUAGUAAAUAUGCCUCUUAAUGAUGUAUUCUCCGGCCAAAAGAGGAGGUGUUUGCAGAAUUGUUAUCAUUAUUUCUGUUGGAUACAAUGAAGCUUUUUGCUGUGUAAUGACAUAGUCACAGCAUUGAUUGGGGGUAAUUAAAAGUGAGGCUCACUGGAACUGUUCAAUACAUGGAAAAAUAGCAGCGCUGUCAUUAAACACUAUCUGAGCAGUGCAGGUGGCUGCAAACGUCCAGUUUAAUAAUCGCAUUUUAGAGCUCCCAUCUCCCCAACCAGCCACAGAAAUAUGUCUGAGUUCCUUUAAAGCAUCUUUAUGAUUUGUUUUCUUUGUGAUUUUUUGUGAACUUUAUCUAUCUCUCAUCUAGAGGAGCAAAAUGACUCAUUUCUUUUAUGUGUGUGUCCCUUUAACAACAGCCAACAGUAAAGGUCAGAUCAGUUAAUCUGUGUGUAGGCCUCAAAAUGUCACAACACACCACACCUAAUACAAUAGAUAAUACAAUCAAUGAUAGAUAAUACAAUAGAUGAUUUAUGCAUUUAUGUAUCUGUUACUUGAGAUAACUUCUUGUUUUCAUGUGCUGGGAAAAAAAGCAACAGAAAUAAACUCUACUGAAAAAAUCAUGAAA
This is a messenger RNA of Notolabrus celidotus (New Zealand spotty), 3438 nucleotides long. It is a transcript of the gene prkcg, whose product is annotated as protein kinase C, gamma. Gene Ontology annotation, biological process: protein phosphorylation. Gene Ontology annotation, molecular function: diacylglycerol-dependent serine/threonine kinase activity; zinc ion binding; ATP binding. Lineage: Eukaryota; Metazoa; Chordata; Actinopteri; Labriformes; Labridae. The record is from RefSeq and is a predicted model, not a curated record.